AUGAUGCAGCCGGCGGAGCAGCCGGGGACCCCCGCGCGCGUGGCCCGCAGCGGCCGCGCCGUCCGAAGGGCCAUCGUCUGCCUGCCCAGCAGCGCGCGGACGGCGGGGCCGUGGCCCCCCGAGGAGGCGCCGGACAGCGGCCCCCCGCGAGGCUUCGCGUCCAUCACCAUCACGGCCAGGCGCGUGGACACGCCGGGCAGCUCCGCGCCCUGGGGGGCCGCCGGGGGCCCGGCCCCGCGUGCGCACCCCGAGGCCCGCGCAGAAGCCUCCAGAAGCUGCGCCGCCGCGGGCCGGCCGGGCCCGGGUGGGCGCUGGGAGCGCGGGGCAGCCCGCGGGGACCACCGAGGGGACGGCGGCUGCCCCGCAGACGGCGCCCGGACCGCGCUGGGCCCGCUGGUGUUCAGCUCCUGCGUCCACGUCAGGGUGUCCCGGCAGGGGCCCGGCCCGGUGUACCGGCUGGACGCGCCCCUCUGCGCGCCCCUCUGCGCGCCCCUGCCGCAGCCCCGCGGUGCCAGCCCCCUGCACCGCUCCGUCCUGUCGCUCAGCCUCGGCUGCAGUUCCCCGAGCCUGGCACCAGAUGGCGGCGGCGGCCCGGCCAGCGGAGGGCCAGUGGGCCGCGCCCUGCCCGGGGGUCCCCAGCGCUGGCCCCCAGGUCUGCAACAGAGUUUACUGCAAGAACACCCACCCUCCGGCCAGGGGCGGCUGGGGACCGGCACGUGUCCUUGGAGGUGCUGCCUGGCAAACACAGACUCCACAGGUGCCCAGACCAGCCCCGUCGCCGGAAGACCAGAGCCAGCGGAGAAGGACGUCUGCUGUCGCCCCAGCGGCCACUCCGGCCAGCUGUCCAUCCACAUUCCCGGCUGGAGCUACGCGGCAGUCGAAACAAAGGUACUUUCUGGAAGCAACGAGAAAGAGCCAGCUAACCCUCAGGAUGUGCUGUCUGCCGCCCCCGUGGCCCAGACCCAGGAGUCAGGGGGGCGUCUCCCCGAGGGCUCUGGAGCUCCAAGCAACAGUGGUCAGGCCCGCUGCCCCCCGGGGCCUGCAGGGAGCCAGGGCCACGGCCUCAUGCGUCCCAGAGCCCCUUUACCUGGCUGCCUUUGCCCUUCGCGAGGGACAUGCCCGGCCCCCCUGGAAGACCCUGGUGUUCAGGUAGAAAGAGAAACCCCCGAAGGAGACUACACCUGCUGUGACCUGGUGGUACAGAUAAAGGGGUGCGAGAGGAGUCAGGGUGUCCCCAGGCCCGAGUCCACGCCGCCGCCCCCAGAGCCAGAGGCACCCAAGCAGACUGGAGCCCCCGAGAGCCAACAGAGGGCCACAGGUGCCCUGACCCUGCAGGAGGCGCUGCUCGCCCGGUGCCCGCAGUUUGUGUCACGCUCGCAGGAGCGGCUGAAGCAGCUGGAGCAGAAGGCGCAGCAGAGGAAGGCACGACGGGAGGCAGCGCCCAAGCAGAGCCUCCAGCCCCUGGCGCAGAGGAAGCAGUUCACCGUCCCCCAUCCUCUCAGCGAUAACUUAUUCAAGCCCAAAGAAAGAUGCAUUUCAGAGAAGGAGAUGCAUUUGCGAUCUAAAAGAAUCUAUAAUAACCUGCCGGAAGUGAAAAAGAAGAAGGAAGAACAGAAGAAACGGGUCAUCCUGCAGAGCAACCGACUCCGGGCUGAAGUCUUCAAAAAGCAACUGCUGGACCAGCUCCUCCAGAGGACGGCCGUCUAA
Molecule: messenger RNA, 1707 nt
Organism: Sorex fumeus (smoky shrew)
Lineage: Eukaryota; Metazoa; Chordata; Mammalia; Eulipotyphla; Soricidae
Gene: CUNH10orf90
Product: chromosome unknown C10orf90 homolog
Exons: 7
Coding region: 1-1707 (568 amino acids)
Biological process (GO): regulation of centriole replication
Cellular component (GO): centriole; cytosol; centrosome
Source: RefSeq, a predicted model, not a curated record